Megachile rotundata (alfalfa leafcutting bee) is the source of this 2150-nucleotide messenger RNA. RefSeq lists its product as uncharacterized. Gene Ontology annotation, cellular component: extracellular matrix. The record is from RefSeq and is a predicted model, not a curated record. Lineage: Eukaryota; Metazoa; Arthropoda; Insecta; Hymenoptera; Megachilidae.
AUGUCUAAGGAAGAAGCUUGCGACGAGAUUGUUCGUACCUCGGAACGUCGAGCUAUUCUGCCUGCAGUAAUUGCACAACGCGAUAUGAACUCUGUGUUUGAGCACGCGAAACGAUUUCGUGUUCUCGGUAUUCGCGAGAGAAUUGGAUUAGCAGUAUUCAUCGUGGCUCUCACCCUGGUGCGGUCCGAGCCUCCGGUAAAUUCUUAUUUACCGCCAGGUGGAGGUGGUCCUGGGGGUGGUAAUGGCGGAGGACCAUCAAACACUUACGGACCACCUGGUGGUCCCGGGGGUGGUAACGGCGGAGGUCCUUCGAACACUUACGGACCACCUGGAUUCGAUGGCCAGAAUGGUAUCGGUGGAGGUGGUGGUGCUCCCGGCGGUGGUUUAUCGAACAGUUAUGGAGCACCUGCUGGUGGAAAUGGUUUUAACGGUGGUGGUUCUGGAAGACCUGGCUCGAACGGUGGACGAAACGGUGGGGGCAGAGGAAACGGAUUCGGAGGUGGUCAACCUUCGAGCUCUUACGGGCCGCCAUCCAGCGGAUUCGGUGGAAACGGUGGUUCUGGUGGCGGAAGACCCUCGAGCACCUAUGGAGCACCUGGUGGAGGAAACGGAUUCGGCAAUGGCGGAGGCAACGGUGGCGGCAAAAACGGAUUUGGCGGUAGCCCGUCCAGCAGUUAUGGCGCCCCGCAAAAUGGAAACGGUUUCGGUGGUGGUAACGGAGGCGGUGGAGCUCCGUCCAGCCUCUACGGACCCCCGGGAAGAAACGGAAAUGGGGGAAAUGGAGGCAAUGGCGGAGGACGACCAUCGAGUAGCUACGGCACGCCUGACAGGAACGGCGGAAGACCUUCAGGACUUUACGGGCCACCUGGCAGAAAUGGAAAUAACGGUGGCAACGGAGGCUAUCCCUCUGGAGGUUCUGGUGGAAACGGAGGCAACGGAGGCUAUCCCUCUGGAGGUCCAGGUGGAAACGGAGGCAACGGUGGUUAUCCCUCUGGAGGACCUGGUGGAAAUGGAGGCUAUCCUUCUGGAGGCCCUGGCGGAAACGGAGGCAACGGUGGUUAUCCCUCUGGAGGACCUGGUGGAAACGGCGGCAAUGGUGGAGGUUACGGAGAAAAUGGACAGGAUGAGAGUAACGAACCGGCGAAAUAUGAAUUCUCAUACGAGGUAAAAGACGACCAAUCCGGCGCCGAUUACGGCCAUACCGAAAGCAGAGAUGGAGACCGUGCUCAAGGAGAAUUCAACGUGUUACUUCCCGAUGGAAGGAAACAAAUCGUUGAAUACGAGGCUGAUCAAGAUGGGUUUAAGCCGCAAAUUAGAUACGAGGGUGAAGCAAAUUCGCAGGGAUAUAGCUCUGGCGGCCCAGGAGGUAACGGAGGGGGUGAUUUUGGUGGCAAUGGAUACCCGAGUGGUGGAUCCGGCGGAAAUGGUUACCCAUCAGGAAGACCGGGUGGUGGACCUGAUUUCAAUGAUGGAGGAUUCCCAUCCGGAAGACCAGGUGGUAACAACGGUGGAUACAGUAACGGAAACAACGGCGGCAACGGAAACGGAGGUUAUCCAUCCGGAAGUGGUGGCGAUGCUGCGGCCAACGGAGGAUACCAAUACUAAAUAUUUAUCUAGGUGUAGUGAUAUAUAUACAUAUCGCGUGUACUACGAAAAAAGGGAAUACUUAGGGCAACGUUUAUCAUAACGCAUAGGAUAGUUUCUGUCUGGAACAGUAGAAAUGCGAAUGGAAUUGCCAAUGAUAUGAACAACCAGUACGAUCGAACUUUCGGAUCGACAUCUAACAUAUAUCAUCGCUUUGGGACAUUUUCAAUUCAACGAUCACGGAAUGAGCAAAAUGAUAACUCGUUUAACUGUGAAAACAAACAAGUAUUUAAGAUGCAGUGCAUCGUUUGUUUCAGACGUGGUAUCCUUCCUUAGUGUAAACAUAUUAAUUAUUCAUACGAUAAACAUAAAGACCUCACAGUUAAUUCUUAGAUGUAAACGAUAUUAUUGAGUAUUAAUUGCAUGCUGUACCGACAUACUUGUUCACGGUACAACAUGCAUUGCAAUAAUACUAAUCGUAUCGUUUAAUUGACCUAACGACAGGAGUGGAUCUAGAAACCUUGCUUGGAAGGGAGGAGGUGAUGAAAUAUAUAAAAGUAUAUUUC